AUACAAAAAAGAACACCCAAGCGUUUUCUGAAAUCAAGCCAAGCGCUUCUUCUUCCUAGGUAGUUGCCAUUCACCCAGAUACGCUGUCAUUGUAUCGGUGUGUGAACAGCUGGCAGUAGGCAAACAGCUGACAGAAUAUUUGAAUUUACUUAAAUUACCUUUUCCAAAAAUUAUGUACGAACUGCGCAAACUUUGCCGCACUUGUGGAAAGAAUGCCGAUGAAACUAUGGGCGCCGAACUAUUCGAACAAUCGAAUGAACAGCUGCUAAGUGUUUUGGAAGACUUAACAAAUUUGUUUCUGGAAUAUGAUAAUACUUUGCCUGAAUGUGUUUGCCAUGAGUGCAAGACAUUCUUGAACCAAAUAGUCGAAUUUCGUACGAAAUGCUUGAAAACCCAUAAGGAACUUUUGGAAAGAAAGUGCAAAGAAAUACAGGAAUCCGACAAACACGAUGAUAAUGAAGUUGCUUACGGGGCAGCGGAAAUAGAUGAAUUGCAUACUGAAGUUGAUCUCGAUACUGAGGCAAUCGAGGCUGAAAUAGAGCUAGACGAAAUAGAACAAGAAGUGAUCAAUCCCCCGUCCCCGGUGAAGAAGACAAAAAAAUCUCCAAAAAAGUCAAUAAAACGCAAGAAAAGUCAGAAAACCUGGAUUUGUGAGCUCUGCGGUGGGGAAUUUAAAUGUUCCACUUAUUUGAAACUCCAUUUACUGCGUCAUACUGGUAAGAAAGAUGUUGAAUGCGACAUCUGUCAGGCCAAGUAUUAUACGGAAAACGAAAUGAGGCGUCAUAGGAUACUCCACACAGAUGCCAGACCAUAUGCCUGCCGAUAUUGCAACAAAACGUUCCGCGGUUGCAGCAGCAAGGUUGUACACGAAAGAACUCACACAAAUGAGCGUCCAUUUGCCUGCCAGUUUUGCGAUAAAACCUUCCGAUCCACAUCGUCGAAACAAAACCACGAGAAGAUCCAUUUGAAUAAUCGAAAUUUUCAUUGCGAGACCUGUGAUCAGUGGUUUCUACGUUCAUCACACCUACUUUUACAUCGGCGCACCAAAUUGCACAUGAAACGAGUCAACAAUGACAAUACUAAUUCUUAAUUAGACUAAUAUAGUUUUUAGAUAAUAAAAGAUUGUAUUAUAACUUUAA
This is a messenger RNA of Drosophila willistoni, 1139 nucleotides long. RefSeq names its product transcription factor Ouib. Gene Ontology annotation, cellular component: nucleus. The record is from RefSeq and is a predicted model, not a curated record. The transcript has 4 exons. Lineage: Eukaryota; Metazoa; Arthropoda; Insecta; Diptera; Drosophilidae. The coding region runs from base 173 to 1090 and encodes 305 amino acids. Gene Ontology annotation, molecular function: RNA polymerase II cis-regulatory region sequence-specific DNA binding; DNA-binding transcription factor activity; zinc ion binding. Gene Ontology annotation, biological process: regulation of transcription by RNA polymerase II.